Molecule: messenger RNA, 3034 nt
Organism: Camelus dromedarius (Arabian camel)
Lineage: Eukaryota; Metazoa; Chordata; Mammalia; Artiodactyla; Camelidae
Product: suppressor of SWI4 1 homolog
Exons: 14
Coding region: 60-2744 (894 amino acids)
Biological process (GO): ribosomal large subunit assembly; G protein-coupled receptor signaling pathway; rRNA processing
Cellular component (GO): plasma membrane; preribosome, large subunit precursor
Molecular function (GO): neurotransmitter receptor activity; G protein-coupled ATP receptor activity; rRNA binding
Source: RefSeq, a predicted model, not a curated record
GUGAACGCUGCGGCGCCGGAAGUAGCCCGCAGAAGGGGCCGCGUGGAAGAGACUGCAACAUGGGACAGUCCGGGCGGUCCCGUCACCAGAAGCGCGCGCGCGCUCAGGCUCACCUCCGCAACCUCGAGGCCUACGCCGCGCAGCCGCACUCUUUCGUGUUCGCUCGGGGCCGCGCGGGUCGUAGUGUCCAGCAGCUCAGCCUAGACUUGCGGCGGGUCAUGGAGCCGCUCACCGCCUCCCGCCUACAGAUACGAAAGAAAAACUCUCUGAAAGAUUGUGUAGCAGUGGCUGGGCCCCUCGGGGUCACACACUUCCUGAUCUUGAGCAAAACGGAAACCAAUAUCUAUUUUAAGCUGAUGCGCCUCCCAGGAGGCCCCACCUUGACCUUCCGGAUCGACAAGUACACGUUGGUGCGUGAUGUGGUCUCCUCGCUGCGCCGGCACCGCAUGCAUGAGCAACAGUUUGCCCACCCGCCUCUCCUGGUGCUCAACAGCUUUGGCCCCCACGGCAUGCAUGUGAAGCUCAUGGCCACCAUGUUCCAGAACCUGUUUCCCUCCAUAAAUGUGCACAAGGUGAACCUGAACACCAUCAAGCGCUGCCUACUCAUCAGUUACAAGCCCGAGUCCCAGGAGCUGGAUUUCCGCCAUUAUAGCAUCAAAGUGGUCCCUGUGGGUGCAAGUCGUGGGAUGAAGAAGCUUCUCCAGGAGAAGUUCCCCAACAUGAGUCGCUUACAGGACAUCAGUGAGCUUCUGGCCACGGGUGCAGGGCUGUCUGAGAGCGAGGCGGAGCCCGAUGGUGAGCACAACAUCACAGAGCUGCCCCAGGCCGUCGCGGGGCGAGGCAACAUGAGGGCCCAGCAGAGCGCCGUGCGGCUCACCGAGAUCGGGCCUCGGAUGACCCUGCAGCUCAUCAAGAUCCAGGAGGGCAUUGGGGCAGGGAACGUGUUGUUCCACAGCUUUGUGCACAAAACGGAGGAGGAGCUGCAGGCCAUCCUGGUAGCCAAGGAGGAAAAGCUGCAGCUCAAGGCACAAAGGCAGGACCAGCAGGCCCAGAACGUCCAGCGCAAGUGGGAGCAGCGAGAGGCCCACAAGAAGAAGAGCCUGGCAGGCAUGAAGCGGGCACGGGCAGAGGCUGAUGGGGACAGUGAUGCAGAGGACCCCGGGGCUCCUCCAGAGGCAGAGGGUGCCAACCAGCGAGAGGAAGAGGAGGAUGAGGCCGAGUAUUUCCGCCAGGCUGUGGGCGAGGAGCCUGACGAGGACAUGUUCCCAAAAGCAGCCACGCGGAGACGGCCUGCUGGGACCCCCGGCAAGAAGCGGCGGGUAAAGGAACGGAAGCCAGAACAAGGCAGUGGCCGGAGGCCUCCAAAGGCCAAGGGCAGGCACUCGGGAGCCCAGGCCAAAGUGGGACCCAGCGGGGCUGCCUGGGACCGCGGACGAGGCCAAGCUCCUCGACCUAAGAGAGUAGCCUGCGCACACCCAGACCCGCCCAGCUGGCUGAAGGUGGAGCUGGGAAUGGGGAGGAACCAGCGGUGCUGCUUGUGGCUUGGGGAGGAGCCAGCAGUGCUGCUUGUGGCUUGGGGAGGGACUGGCACAGCGUGGGCUGCAGACUUGGGUGGAUGCGCCAUGGCCUCCACCACCUCAGGCGCCUCACGCUGCCCAGCCAACUUCUCGGCGGCUGCUGACCGCAUCCUCAGUGGCUUCCAGGAAGGCUUCCUGUGGCCCAUACUGGUGGUCACAUUCCUGGUGGCCUUGGCUGGCAACAGCCUAGCUCUGUACCGCUUCUACACCCGGGAGCAGCGCCCGUGGCACCCAGCUGUGAUCUUCUCAGCCCAGCUGGCUGUCAGCGACCUGCUCUACGCGCUGACGCUGCCCCCGCUGGCCGCCUACUACUACCCACCCAAACACUGGCGCUACGGGGAGGCUGCGUGCCGCCUGGAGCGCUUCCUCUUCACCUGCAACCUGCUGGGCAGCAUCAUCUUCAUCACCUGCAUCAGCCUCAACCGCUACCUGGGCGUCGUCCACCCCUUCUUCACCCACAGCCAACUGCGGCCCAAGCACGCCUGGGCCGUCAGCGCCGUGGGCUGGGCGCUGGCAGUCCUGCUGGCGGCACCCACGCUCAGCUUCUCCCACCUGAAGAGGCCACCACAGGAAGGCCACUGCACCACGGCCAGGCCCGAGGCCUGCAUCAAGUGCCUGGGGACAGCAGAUGACAACUGGAUCGAGGCCUACAGAGCCUACAGCCUGGUGCUGGUGGCCCUGGGCGGUGGCCUGCCACUGCUGCUCUCCCUGGUGGCCUACGGCGCCCUCGGGCGGGCCGUGUGGCGCAGCCACAGCAUGACAGCGGCCAACAAGCUGCAAGUGAUGGUGCUGGUGAGCAGCGGCGUGGCUGUCUACGCCAGCUCCUACAUGCCCUACUAUGUCACACGGGUGCUCAACGUGUACGCCCAGCUGCGCUGGAAAGCCCUCUGCCCAGGCUUUGCCAGUGUGCCCCAGGCUGAGAAGGCGCUGGACUUGAGGACGUACGUGGCCCACCAGGUAGCACGGGGCCUCGUGCCCCUGGCCAUCUGCAUCCACCCACUGCUCUACAUGGCCGUGGCGCCCAGCUUGGGCUGCUGCCAACCCUGCUUGGGCUGCAGGCAGGGCCAGACCCCAGAGAACACCGAGUGCUCCGGCCAAGUCCUGCCCCUCAAUGUCACGGCUGCCUCCAAAGCCUCAGGGCCCCAGUCCCCUGAGUUGAGCCCAUGACCCGGCCCAUCCUCAGCCCCCUCCUCACAAGACCUGGCAGCUGAAUGGAGACAGAGCACAGCUGGCCCCCGGCCCUGAGACCCCAACAGGCCUCAAGCCAACACUUCCUCCCCAAGAAGAGGCCUAUGGUGGGACGAGCAAACACCCAGGCUCGAGUGGCAGGAACUUCCGCCCACAGCACCAACCCAGGCAGGGCCAGGGAGCCGACCCUCGAAGCAGGGAAGGAAAGGAGGGCGAGGCUAGCCUCACCCACCACAUUGUGGGUGACAUCUGCAAAUAAAUGGAACAGC